This is a messenger RNA of Phycomyces blakesleeanus NRRL 1555(-), 1506 nucleotides long. RefSeq lists its product as hypothetical. The record is from RefSeq and is a predicted model, not a curated record. The coding region runs from base 1 to 1506 and encodes 501 amino acids. Lineage: Eukaryota; Fungi; Mucoromycota; Mucoromycetes; Mucorales; Phycomycetaceae. The transcript is spliced from 9 exons. Gene Ontology annotation, molecular function: transmembrane transporter activity. Gene Ontology annotation, biological process: transmembrane transport.
AUGACCAAUCCUACGUUAAAUGAUCCACCAAAACGCAACAGUCAAUCAUCAAUACGAUCAAUUGCUUCUGCCCUCACAGUCUCUUCUGAAACAAAUAACGAUGCUAGUUUUGAUCCCAAUUCACUCACAUUAACAAACCCCAACAAAGUCGCCCUGGACCUCGAAAAACAAAUCUCGCAAUGUGAAAAAUCAAUAGCACAAUCAAAAUACGGCCAUAGUCUAGAAGAAGUUGUUUCAAGGCACACACACAUGGAUGCUGCAAGUAUUAUUGAGCCUAUUGGUGAUCAAGCAUUCUAUGACUCUAUACCAAACGGUGGCUAUGGCUGGGUUGUAGCAUUUGCAGGAUUCCUUGGCAAUUUCAUUUUGUUUGGCAUGGCCACUAUUUGGGGUGUAUUUUCAAAUGAACUUUUAACCAACGAGUUUAAAGACAAAGCAACAAUGCUGGAAAUGAUGGGUGUCGGUACUGUUCUGCUGGCCGCAAUCAACGGACUUACCUUUUUGAGUCCACUGAUGGCCCGUCUUGGAUACCGUCCUGUGAUGGCAAUUGGCACAAUCUUUAGUACACUUGGACUCAUUCUGGCCAGCUUCAGUACUCAGAUGUGGCAUCUCUAUCUAUCUCAAGGGCUCAUGUUUGGACUUGGAGCCUCGAUUGUCUACAUGUCUGUUGUUGCCAUAAUUCCUCAAUGGUUUACUACUAGACGUGGAUUUGCUAUGGGAAUCAGUUCAGCUGGUACUGGCUUUGGAGGUCUUGCACUCAGUCCAUUGGCCAAUUAUUUGAUCGAGAAAUACGGUAUUCCUUGGUCUUAUCGAAUUAUCGGUUUCCUAUGUCUUGGAAUCUGUACAGUCGUAAUCAUCAUGGUCCGCACACGUUUGCCUCCAAACCAUCCACGCCCAACCACAAAAUCACCAAUAAAAGUAGCUAUGCUCAAGGAUCUAAAUUACAUGCUCUGGGUUGUUGGAGCAGUUAUCUCUCUCACAGGCUUCUAUAUUCCUAUAUACUACAUCCCAAGAUUUGCAACAUCUAUUGGAGUAAACCACACAGACUCUUCUAAUAUCGUAGGUGUCUGCUGUGCUAUGAAUGCAGUCGGCCGCUUGAUACUUGGGUUUAUCGGUGAUCGAGUCGGACGUGUCAAUACUUACAUUGUAGCCUCAACUCUGUCUGGAUUGUUCUGCAUGGUUGUCUGGCCAUUUGCUACUACAUACAAUACCCUUCUUGGAUUUGCAGUUCUGUUUGGAUUCUUUGGUGGUGUAUACUAUGCAUUGGCUGCUCCUAUUACUGGAAAUAUCGUUGGUAUCGAAAGAAUCUCAUCAGGUGUAUCUAUCCUCUUCCUUGCUUCUGCACUCUCUGCUGUCGGUCCUCCGAUUUCUUCUGCUAUUCAGCUGUCCACUCCAGACAACAGUUUCAUUGGUGUCCAAAUGUUCUCUGGUUCAGUAUUCAUCAUUGGUGCAAUGAUAUGUCUGGUGAUGAAGAUAAAGAUCACAAAGAGUCUGUUUUCUGUCUACUAA